Molecule: messenger RNA, 8284 nt
Organism: Caenorhabditis angaria
Lineage: Eukaryota; Metazoa; Nematoda; Chromadorea; Rhabditida; Rhabditidae
Source: the annotation of a GenBank genome assembly
UUGAAGCGUAAGUUUUGAAUAUUUUUUCAGCAGUGGAAACGAAAAAAAAUAUAUGGUUUGAUAAAUAUAUAGUGCUAUGUAUUGAAGAGAAAAAAAAAUAGAUAGAAGACAGAUAAUCCAAAGUUUCGGUUGACAGACUUGCCUUUCAGAUAGAGAUAGAACGAUGUUCAAUGAAUCAGCAGAGAAACAGACAAAAUCUACAACUUUAACCAUUGUCGAAGAGGUCGGUUUUCAUAUUUCAUAUAUUUUUUGAUGUUAGUAUGGAAACUAUUCAGGAAGAACCAGCAAAGAAAAAUCGGCCACCUGAUUUGAGCGGAUUUACAAUUUUGGAUGAACGAUGGAAAGGAAGUAGUUCGGAAGAUUCGGAUGAUUCUUUGCCGGUUGGAAGUUAUAUAAGUACAGGUUAGUUUAUUGUUUCAAGGGCAGGGUUUUUUUGAGUCACGAUGAAGAUUUAGGAAUGAGCUUUUGAAAUAUUCCAAUUUUUCCUUUAAAAAAUUUAUCAAACUUAUGUUAGGCUCUCGAAAAAUUCAAAAAUUGUUAGUUAAUGGUUAGUUUCUCUUGAAAAUUUUAAUCAAAUUUUAUACCUUAUGGGAGAGAAUGAAUACUUCAAUGAGUAACACAAAUCUGUAGUUUCUAGCCCAACUAUACCACAAAAACGCAACAAUUCUGAACAGAAGUAGGUCAAAGGGAUAUUGAACAUCAUAUUUUUAAUCUCUAAAUUUGUUCAUGUGAAUUUGAACUCAAUAUGAAUGAUGUUAGAUUAUAAGAAGGGUGAUUUAUCUUUUUUGAAUGAGAGUUAUUAUUUUUAUCUUAGCUCUUGGGAAAUAAGAACUAUAAGACAUCUGAACUUUUUCCAGUCGUUCAAUUUGAUUUUUAAAUUUAGCUUUUUUCGUUUUCUUGAAAACAUGUUUUUUUUCGAAGAUGUGAAAUAUGUGUAAAUCUAAAAAAAUGAAAAUAAAACUUUCAUUUUACGUUCUUGAUUAUAUUAUGAGCUUUCCUAAUCAUACUGGAACAUCAAUGAUCCCACAUAUUCCAAAAAUAAACUUUCAUAACGUCUUGACUUUUUGAUCUGGUUCAUCUUUAGAUACUCAAAAAACCAUUUUUCACACAUGAAAGUUUUAUAAACUAUAAUUUAUACACAUCAAAAACCUCGCAAAAAUAUUCAUAAAUGAUUCGAGCUUUUUAUCCAGAUAUAUGAUAUUUUUCUAGAACAAAAAAGCGUUUUUUCCAUUGUUUUUUUUUCCGGAAGCGCAUUUUAUUCUGUAAAAACCAAAGUUUUUGAGCCUUUUUGUGAUUUAUCCGUCAUCCUAAAAUUUUCCUGCGAAGACAAUUUUUAGUUUUUUUCUUUUUAUUUCUUAUCAGAAAGUCUCUGGUGUGAGAAAAAUCUAGACUUCAAAAAUGUUUUUGUGUAAAAAUUGGACCAUAUUCCCUGUUACUUUUAUAAUUUUUUCGAAAAAAAUCCAAAAAUAAACCAAUUUAAUUGGGAACACGUGCUGGAUAUGUAUUGCUUUUUGUAUGUGUUUUUUUGCUUUUAUUCCCCUCAAAAAAGCAAAGCACAUCUGUUUUUUAAUAUAUACAAUACCUCCGUUCUAAACAUUUUUCCAUUCCUAAAAAUCAAUUUUCCGGUGGGCGAAAACAAGUUUUCUUUUUUAUUUAUUGCGAUUUUUCCUAAUUUUUUGAAGUGAAACAUCAAUUUUGUCAGUAAGUUUUCUAUAAUGAGGUAGAGUUAAUAUUUUUUAAUGCGAAAAAAUGUUUUUGGUUGAAUUUUUCUUUCUUGAUUUUUACAUUGUGUAAUUUACUCCCCAAACCGUCAGGCCUCAAAACUUUUUCCGGUAGAUCAAACAAUUUGUCUUCGAAUCUUCUAUUUUCUAGCUUCAACCACAUCCGCAAAAUUUUGUUAGGUCUCCAAAAAUGCGGGAUGUUUUUCAGGUAGUGAAUUAAACUGUGUUUUUCUACAGCGAGCGAGUAACAAAGCUUAUCACAUUAUUAAUAGGAAAAUAAUUUUUUCAUUUUCAAAAACAAAAAAAAACAAAAAAAAAUAUAGAAAAUGGUUUAUCGGGAUAAUCCAGAUCCCCAAUUUACUCUAAAAAAAAUACAAAACAUAAUAAUAUUUACCCGGUUGAUAUAUAGAUACUAAAUAAACAUCUAUAUGUUUUUUUGGCUGAAUUUUUCUAGCUUCAUUAUUCCUCACCCCUCCCUUGUUUUCUUUUUUAAGUGUUGUUGUUUUUGUUUUUUCCCCUUUCUUUCUAAACAAAGUUAUUUUUACUGUUUCAAAAAAAAACAUGUGGUCUUUUUGGUAAAUAAAAAUACAUCAUUGCUAAAAAAGAAAGUGAAACAGCAAAAAAAUAGAAAAUAAAUAAAGCGAGUCGCAAAAAAACCGUUUAAACAUGAAGAGACAAGAAGAUUAGACGUUUUUUUGUAUUGUUUGGGGUUGAUUUAGGUCGGUCAAAAAUUAUUUCUAAAUGUUAGGUCUAGGAUUAAAUUUUUCUGGAGGCGAAGGCGGUUUCAGUCAAAAAAGAAUUGUUUUUGUUGUGUCAAAAAUAUUUAUAUAUGUGCACUUUUUUGCGAUUCUCUUUGUUCUAUUGACUUGCACUUGUUGAAGCAUAGCAUGUUCUUUUAUUUUAUUUUUCGCGUUUUUUUCACUCUGUCGAAAAAAUCGUUCAAAACAAUUCGAAAAGAUAGUGUUAUCAGAAGGCUUUUUAAAAAUCAUACCAAAUCAUUUUUCCUGUAAAGAGGAAACUUUAUUUGACAUUACUUACUAGAAUAAACAUUAAUUCAUAAAAAAUAGUUUCUUUCUUUCAGUAAAAACGUUUUGUUUAUUUUUUUCCAAUGAAUCACAAGUUUUCAACUUUUUUGUGAUGUGUAAAACAGCUGAUAAGAAAAACUACUUUAUUUUGUGUCAUUAUUUUUAUUAUUUUUUUCAUAAAAAAGUGAGUUAAUCGUUCUGGAUUUUGAUUAUUGCAGGCGAAACUCCAGGUCGAUUUUGUAAAUCGGUUGAUUUUCGUCAACUUCAAGAGCAACGUCGACAACAGCAUCUUCAGCAACAACAAAUUCAACAGAAACCACCGGUUCCUGUUUCAGUUCCAACGACACCGAUUCGAAAAACUAAUCCACCGAUCCCGCCAUCUACACCAUCUGCUACACCAAUGGCGAGCGGUGGAUCACGAUUCAAGGUUAGUUUUUUUAAAGACGUUUUUUUCGAAUUCACUAUUUAAAAAAAUUUUGCUUCUUCUUUAACUCAAACGUGAUAUUUAUUCUUUUUUAUUGAGUGUUAAAAAAAUUUUCGUCUUGAAAAAUUCAUGUGACUCGUACUAAACAACUUUCUCUUUUUUCAAUCCAUCCAUUUUUGCUCUUUUUUCACGAUAAGACAAGAAUGUUGACCCGAUAAUACUUAGUUGAUCUGUAGUAUGGAAAAAUCAGAAACUGAUUAAAAAUUGGGGAAAGACCAUGGCAAUUUUUUGAAUUAAUUCGAAUAAAUUUGGCCUUUUACAUUUUUCAGAAGUUCAAAGAAUGUUCGUUCAAGUGUAAACAAAUAGUGUUAAUGAUGUUGAUUCAGAAAAUUAGUGCAGUUGUUCAUGUAAUACCAGAUAUAAUUUUUUUCUGAUUUUGAAAACGCAACAAAGAUUUUCAAUUGCGAACGAAAAAUCAUGACAGUUUUGAAAAGAGUUUGGAAGAAAUUGUCUAGACAACAUUUCCGUUGAAAAAUAAAUAUUUACUUUUGUUUCCAUAAUUUUCAAAUACAACUUGAGGAUCAGAAGUUCAUGAUUGGAUAUGACAUUUUUAUCCACGUUUUUUGUAAAUCAAAAAUCUUGUUUUUUUGGGUUUUCGAAGAGAGUCAUAAGCCCUGUUUUUUGUUAUAAUCCUUUUUCUUGAAACUCGUAUUUUUCUGAAAAACAUCAUUUUUCAAAAUAGAGCCACAGAAAAUCCGUAUUUAGUGAAAAGAAAGAACUUGAAUUUCAAAAUGCCGUGUAACUGGAAAAUCUUGGGAGAUUGAAUAAGUUACUUAUUCAACAAUUGAUUUUCAAACAUUCUUCAUAAUGAUUUGUUCAAAAUCAGCCACAGAAAAUCGGUUUUACAUAAUGGUUCAAAAUUGAGACUCUAUUCUAAAAACAACUUGACAAAAUUUAUCUUUGUGUUUUUCAGAUAGUCCCAGUGGAAACUCGGUAUAAAAGAAAUCGUUGGGCCUGUUAUGAUUAUUAUGAUCACAGAGACCCAUUCUUCACCCGCGUGCCCAAACAUGCCUGCCCACCGCCCGUCAUUCCGCCACCAGCUGCCGCCGCCGUCGCCGCUGCUCUUAAAAGUAAGUAAUAGUUUCAGGUCUCACAUCAGAUAUCAAAAAUUCUGAAAUAGAAGAAGAAAUUGUGAAUCGGAGUAGUCGAAGUUUGUCCGAUAUUCAUCCAGUGCCAUCUGCUACUGUUCAACAAAAAAUGUCACUUCAACAACCACCACUUCCGAAACCAGUUUAUAUUUUACCAAAGGUUUGUUUUUUCAUUUUUUUAUGAUGCUUUUCUGUUUUCUUUGACAACAACUUCUCGAAUUAAUUAGAAUUUUGUUUUGGUGGAAAAACAGAAAAAAACACGCAUUCUUCUCUGAAAACAUAUUUUAUUUUAACUCGUUGUUUUUCUUUGUAUUGUCAUGGUUAGUUUUAUUUUUUCAUUUUUGGGGGAAAACCAAAAAUUAUUUAUCAAAAGAUCUAGAAUUUCAAAAAAUUGAUAAAUAAACAAAAAUGAUAUUGAAUGUAAAAGAGAGCAAAGAAUACAUUAAUUGUGGGAGAAUUGGGGAAUUUCAAGAUGAGGUAGGAAUUUUCGAGCAGAUUUUGAAAUUUUGAUGUGAGAAAAAAGUAUAAUAAAGUGUUAUUGUGAAAAUUGAUUAGUUCCAAAGAUGAUCUAGUAAUUUUUCAACAUGUUUCACGAUUACUGUUUUAUUUGAAUAUUGAAAAAUAGUUUUACAUAAUUCUGGAUAGAAUAAAAAAAACGGUAAAUCGGAUUUUCAUAUAAAAAAAUUAGAGGAUAUAUUGUUCGCUUCAAGUUUUAUCACGAUAGAUAACAAAAUUUUUCGGCUGGAAAUUAAAUUUUGAUUUUAGUUUAGUUUUUUAAUUAAAAAAUUCUAAAUCAUGAAUUAACCAAGAGGUACAAAUUAUAGCUACAAAAGUAUACGCUGAUCUGACAGUGAUCACGGAACAAUUUUUUAUGCUCAAUUAAUUUCCAAGGUCCAGAUAUUUUUAUAUCAAAAUCACAAACAAUUCCCCAAUAGAAUUUUUCCAAAAACCAAAACCCCUAACAAAAUUUAUUAUGCUUUUACGAUUACCAUUAUCAAAUACCAUAAUAACAUUUUAUUUGUUUUUGAUUUUUUUAUGAAAUAUAACACGGAAUUGAUUGAUAUCAGUUAUACAGAAGCCAUAAAACUUUGUUCAAAAAUUGUCAUUAUUUUUUGCACUAGAAAAAACCCCCAAGUUUGCAGAACAAAUUCGUAACUUAUUUAUUUAUUUGUUUGUUCACAUGUUUCAUAUCAAAAAAAGCGAAGAAUGUUUUUGUACUCAAAAUCAACUGAUCUUUUCUCUCUCAAUUUGAAGCACGUGAACUUUUUUAUUGUUAUUUUAAAACAUAAAAAAGAGAUAGGGAAAUUCCUUCACAUGACCAAAUCGUUCGUAAUGUUGUUUUUCUGAUUUUUUUCUCAAAAUGAAGGCUAAAUAUAGAUAUAUAUGAAUUAUUUUUAGAUAUUGAAAACAUUCCGAGACACUUUGUUUGAAAAGGAAAAGUCCCUUGAAAUAAGUUUGAUAACAGAUGAAAUAUAAAAAAACAUGUGAGUUCAAAUAAUGAACAAACUGAUCCAUCAUUGAAAAUCACUAUUAAAUUAAUUGAUAUUGACAUUUGAGAAUCUAUCUGAAAAUAGUUUUUUUUAUAAAUAAAUAAAAUAUAUAUUUGAUUUGAUUUGAUAUAUUUUUAUUAAUUUCAGGUGACAACAACACCACAAAAAACUGCCUCAAAUAAUGUUCAUUCCCACACAAUUACCAAUGGAUCUCCGGCUCAAGGUAUAUAUGUGUGUACGAAAAAGUGUCAGAUGUUCUAACAUACGCAUGAUCAUAAAAAAUCAAACACCAAUGCUGUGUGUGAUAGAUUUUUCUCGAUUUUCGUGAAAAAUUGAAAUUGCGAAGAGGACAUGGUAUACGGUAUUUGGCAGAACUCCAGUUUAAAAGUUUAGACCUUGAAGAACUUUGUAAGGAAUAAAAACUGGUGUAGAUGCUCUGUGUUUUUGAAAACAAUGUUUAUUUUGUUACAUGAAGAGUACUGUAGAUUCUGUUUCUUCAUUAAAAUGGGAAAAAAUGUAUAUAUUCAUGAUAAUCCAGUUUUUAUAAUUUUUUGGGAUAUGUAGAUCAGAGAUUAUAGUAUUUCUUUCUUUUCUUCAAUAAAUAUCAGAAAUCAUGUGAGUCUUGUAGUAAUUUGAGAAAUUUGAUGAGCGAUUCAAGUUUACUGGUUUUUAUAGCCAGAAGUCUGGUUGAAUAUAGUUCAAAGGUUGAAUCAUUAUAUCACAGCAUAUUGGAUAAUUUUUAGCCACUUUGUUUCUGAUCGUAUUAUUUUUCUUCUAAAAUUUUGAAUACUUUCAGAGAAUUUCCUAUUCAUAAAACCACAAAACCUUCAUAAUUUCAAAAUCCUACUAUACUUUAUAUCAUUUUUCUGCUUUCAAAACAUCGUCUUUGAUGAUUCAGCCUCCAAGAAUCCAGAAAAUCAGAAAACAAAAAAUUUCAAAACCCAACCAGUUGUUUUCAACAUAUACCCCAACACAACAAAAAGAAACGUUCAUAUGACACAGAUCACACUGACAGGUGUCAUAGUUUCCCUUUCAAAAAAUAUAACACAACAAUAACAAAAAGUUUCAAAAAAUCACUCUUUAACCAUGUAGUUCAAAAAAAAACAAAAAUCUGAUGUCAUUUAUCCCAUGUUUUCUGUUUGUGUCAAUACACCCCUCCUCAUUAUGUACACGAGAAAAAAAAACAAACAAAAUGACGUUCCGUUAGAAUACAAAAUUCGUAAUUCACAUUUUUUGUCGAGAAGAAUUUGGAAAACAAAAUACCUGACAAAAAAUACAAAUUACAAAAUUUUUCAGUGGCUGCUCAAGCGACUUUGAAAAAUGGAGCAACUUCGGAGAGUUUGAAAGGUUUGGAAAAAUCGCUGACCAAUAAUACUGAACCACGGAGAACUAAAAGGUAAGUUUUCGAGGGAAAAAAUAUGCUUUCAGUUUUCACAUAGGUAAACCUUAUUAAGGGGACCUUUCAAUUUGUUUGAACCGUUUUUGUAUUUUCGAAAUUGUUUGAUCAGUUUUCAAAAGUGUUCAUUUUCAAACGCCGUAUUUGUACAAAAUAUUCUCUGUUUUUUUUUAUUUUUUUUUUGAAAAUCUAGAUGAGUCUUUUAAUAUCUCUUCAGAAAACAAAGAAUUCAAGAAUUGAAAAGGUUCCCUUAACUCCCUAUCCUGAAUUCUACCCAAUUCCAAGAAAUUUUGUUACAGAAACCCUUUAUUGAGAGCCAAAACAGUGUAGGUUUUUAUGUCAGUCUCUCAUUUCUCUUUCUUUAUACUUUGUUGUUUAAAACAAAUACCAUAACAUCAUUGCGGGCAGCUCGCCAAAACUCCGCCCCACAGUGUUUUUUCUUCUUUCUUCUUCUUUUUCUAUCUUUCUCUCUUGUUCUUUCCAUACUAUCCUUGCUGCUAGCUGCUGCUUGUCCCCUCCUACCAACCCCUCGUCUAUUUGAACCACGAGAUUUUUCAACAAAUUUCAAAUUCUCAAAUUUCCAAUUUUCCUGAUCUAACUUUCGAGCGAGCUUUUCUAAAAAAUGUGGAAAGACUGCAAAGCUGUUGAAUGCAAUCAUGUGCCUAUGUACUCUCCCCAUUAUGGAAUAUUAUCGCGAGGCUGCUCGCCGAGCACAUCAUCUAGUAGAGGUUCAAGUUACAGCGUUGCCGCAAGUCCACCUGUUCCUCAUCAUAAUUCCUUGAAUAUUGAUAGUAAAAUCGAACAAGCUAUGGUGAGUUUUUAAAGAAAUUUCGAACAAAUUCAAGAUUUCAUUUUUUCAGGAUUUGGUAAAAACUCAUCUUAUGUUUGCUGUUCGUGAAGAAGUUGAUGGAUUAAGAAGUAAAAUUUACGAUCUAGAAAAUCACGUAAGUAGUUUUUCGCAAAUAUUAAUGACCCCAAAUAAUUGGUUAUUUAUAGGUUCAUCGCCUUGAAUCGGAAAAUGCAAUUCUUCGUCGUACGAUCCCCAACGAAAUUCUGCAGAAAAUCCACAUGAAGCUGUAA